This is a messenger RNA of Oncorhynchus nerka (sockeye salmon), 6858 nucleotides long. RefSeq names its product PDZ domain-containing protein 2-like. The record is from RefSeq and is a predicted model, not a curated record. The coding region runs from base 18 to 5003 and encodes 1661 amino acids. The transcript has 6 exons. Gene Ontology annotation, molecular function: protein binding. Lineage: Eukaryota; Metazoa; Chordata; Actinopteri; Salmoniformes; Salmonidae.
AUCGCCUGUCCAGCCUCAUGAUGUCAUCGGGGAGUUGUGAUGUCAUGGGUCCCUCCAAUGGGGGGGCUCCAAAUCCAGGAAGUCCCUCCUCCUCCUCCUCCUCCUCACUGACCAAUCACAAUCCCAAACCCACAACCCCAAUCAACCACAACCACAGCAACGAUAUACCGGUCACCUACAUUGAUGACGUCAUGACCAGACUAAGCUCCUCCGAUGUAAAGAGCGCCCUCUCUUCCAAUACCCUCAAAGCCCCUUCAGAAGCACAAUGUACUGAGACUAUGGCCUGUAAGUCAGCUGUAGACAGCAAGGCCCUGCCAGAGAAUGAGAAAAGCACGGUUCAGACUCCUCCAACAUUGCCCAGUCAGUUGGACUUCUCUGUCUUGGACUCUGGAAAGAAAUGCUGCCUCAUGCCUGUGGGUAAAACAUUCUUGAACAAUUACUCCAGAAACUUUAGCAGUAAUGUCACAGACGAGGGAAUGAAUGCUCUUUCAAAUAGGGUGGAGAGACCCCCCGGUGCCUCUGCUGCCGAUUCGAACUGCAACAUGUACGACAUGGUCGGCGACAGUGAUUCAGAGAGCGAAGACAGCCGUGGCGCUGCCGGCGAUAACAAAACGGCGAGCCGCAGUGUCGGCGCUGAGCCCCAGGACACGGAUUCUGAUGAGGAGGAAGUGGAGAUUUGUUACAGUGAGGCCCAGCGGCCCAGCACUCUGAGUCAGGCAGCGCUGACUCACCUAACAGAUGGGCCAUUGUCUCCACAGCUCCAUAUCUCUAUCUCUGGCUCUGACGGCAGCCACAGUACAAAGGAGACUAGGCCCUUUGAUGUAGCACUAGACUCUGCUGCUUCCUCCUCCUCCACUGUCACUACUACUUCAGCGGCCUCCCAGCAAAACGAAGACUGCUCUGUUGUAACAACCCAAUCCAACCCCGAUCAGAAACCAUUCCCCUCACUGUCUCAGGGUCUGCCUGCCUCUGGCUCUCUAUCCUCAGGUGCCUUUCUGGCUGUGGAGGCCAAAGGUUCCCAAUGCCAAGAAAUGCCCCGCCAGUCUUCCAACGACACAGAUUCUGUGGCCACUACAAGCCCUGCAGGGCCUUCAGAAAGUGGUGUCAACAGGGUUUGUGACACUGUUAUAACACAUCCAAUAAAACCCGGCCAUGCUCCUUCAUUAAGCGUCUGCAGUACCCCCAUUGCAGCGGCUAGCCACAACAUCGCGCGACAGAGUCAGGAGAGGUCAGCCCGACUCCGUACAAACGUUUCACCGGCUGCGGCUUUAGGAAAACUAUCUAACACACAAUCGUCAUCAUCCCACUCAACGGUGGGGGAGGCAAAUCCCUCCAACUAUAGCAAUGUCUGGUCAGGCGCAUCUAAACCAUUGUCAACAUCGCUAACAACAAGAGACAGUCAGAGAGAGAAAGUUCCCUCGUCAAUAUCGCUGACAACAAGAGACAGGGAGAGAGAGAAAGUUCCGUCGUCAACAUCGCCGACAACAAGAGACAGGGAGAGAGAGAAAGUUCCCUCGUCAACAUCGCUGACAACAAGAGACAGGGAGAGAGAGAAAGUUCCCUCGUCAACAUUGCUAACAACAAGAGACAGGGAGAGAGAGAAAGUUCCCUCGUCAAUAUUGCUAACAACAAGAGACAGUGAGAGAGAGAAAGUUCCCUCGUCAAUAUUGCUAACAACAAGAGACAGUGAGAGAGAGAAAGUUCCCUCGUCAAUAUUGCUAACAACAAGAGACAGGGAGAGAGAGAAAGUUCCCUCGUCAACAUCGCCAACAACAAGAGACAGGGAGAGAGAGAAAGUUCCCUCGUCAACAUCGCUAACAACAAGAGACAGGGAGAGAGAGAAAGUUCCCUCGUCAACAUCGCCAACAACAAGAGACAGGGAGAGAGAGAAAGUUCCCUCGUCAACAUCGCCAACAACAAGAGACAGGGAGAGAGAGAAAGUUCCCUCGUCAACAACAAGAGACAGUGAGAGAGAGAAAGUUCCCUCGUCAACAUCGCUAACAACAAGAGACAGUGAGAGAGAGAAAGUUCCCUCGUCAACAUCGCCAACAACAAGAGACAGGGAGAGAGAGAAAGUUCCCUCGUCAACAUCGCCAACAACAAGAGACAGGGAGAGAGAGAAAGUUCCCUCGUCAACAUCGCCAACAACAAGAGACAGGGAGAGAGAGAAAGUUCCCUCGUCAACAUCGCUAACAACAAGAGACAGGGAGAGAGAGAAAGUUCCCUCGUCAACAUCGCUAACAACAAGAGACAGGGAGAGAGAGAAAGUUCCCUCGUCAACAUCGCUAACAACAAGAGACAGGGAGAGAGAGAAAGUUCCCUCGUCAACAUCGCUAACAACAAGAGACAGGGAGAGAGAGAACGUUCCCUUAACAUCCCUGGACCUCAGGUUGGUCCAGAAUAACCCUAAUAGUCCCUCUCUCAGGACAUCCGGUCCCAAAUCAGUCAACAACAUUUCAACAGACAGUCCUCUAUCCAGCAGUAGCAGCAGGCUCAGAGUCAAUGACAAAGUCCAGAAGACCAGCAGCACUGCACCCAAAAUGAAGGGGCUCAACAUAAAGAGUAAAACCAAACCCCAGGAACAACUUUCCCCAAAACCAUCCAGAGCAGAAAGUCCGUCGGUUCUGAGGAAAGCCAACAACACUUCUCCGCUCCAGUCCCCCAAACUGCAAGCCAAGAAGGUGGGCUCCCCCCUGCAAACCAGGAACGUGGAUUCCCCUCUGCUUACCAGAAAGGCAGCCGUAACCAGCAGCCUAAAGAGUAAACAGCAAGACCGGAGCAGCAGUAGUAGUAGCCCUGCCACGCCCGUAACAGAUGGAGGCCAGGACAACCCCACAACCACUACUACACCAGAACCAAUCAGCCAAUCACAAUCAACUACCAAGAUGAAGGUAGAGGAGCAACGUCUACACAAAGAGGUGGAGCAAGGGAUUUUGGCGGUGGCCAAGUCAAAAGAACGACCAGAGCCAGUCCUAACUACCCAGAGGACCUUCAUCGAGGUGCGACUCUCAUCCUCAUCUCCCUCCUCCACGCCUACACCAGUUCUGGCACCAAAGGAAGUUGUGUAUUCAAACGAUUACUCAAUUCCUCAUACCAAAAAUAUUACUCAACACAAGGAUCAGGUCAAUGGAAAUCCAGUAGAGACCAGUCUAUGGUCAGGAACCCCUGCAACCCCUGGCUCGGUGUGUAAUCUUGAAAAAGUCAACAACACUACCAGUGAAUCAGCAGUGAACUCGAUAGUCCUAGAAUCCGUAGAUGGGGUUCCUUUGCCUAUGAGCAAUGGUCCCACAGACAUCUCUCACAUGAACUGUAGUAUAACAGAGACGGAUGAAACUGAGAGCCUCAAAGCAAACAAGUCCAAACUGAAGGCGAUGGAGCGUCGUAGUUUCUCCACAGACAACAGCGUCUCAGGGGACCCAAACCCCUUCUCUGUCCGCCAGAGGAUCAAGUCCUUUGAGAACCUGGCCAGCUUCGACAAGCCAGUGCUCAAAUGCAUCGACAUCCAGUCCUUCGCUCAGUCCUAUGCUCUGACAGCAACGUUGAAGCCGCCUCUCAACCGGAGACUGUCUGGCUACAUGUCUGGAUCGGUGAGCUCCAUAGACUGUCGUUCACUACGAAGGAGCUUCAGUUCGUGCAUCGACAACUUCAACGCAUUAACCACCUUGACCCCAAUGUCGCCUCAGCUUCGCAAGUCGCCGUCGAGCCUGACCCUCACAAACUUUGACCUGUUGACGCAAAGCUGCAGCACUAGCGAAGCUCCCCUCGGACAUAUCCAGGACAAACUUGGAGAUGGAGAAAGUCACAGAAUCUCCCCAGGAGUUGUAACCCUAACCCCUCAGACGCCUCCGGUGAUGCGGAGUCGCCAGGCCCGAGGUCAUGCCAACCUGUCCCGGUCCAGACUGAGGGAGCUCAGGGCCCUUAGCAUGCCCGACCUGGACAAGCUCUGCACCGAUGACUUCUCCAGCGACCCAGGGACCAACGCCAUCAUUAAGACGUCGCUGGAGAUACACCCGGCCAGGCCCACAGAGGUCGUUCAGAACCAAACAGGGGGCUGUUCCCCGCCUGCUAACCCCACCGGGGUGCACCCGACCAGGGCCAGCUGGGCGGAUGCCGGGGCUAGCCUGGACCCCAUUCAGAGGAAAACCAACUGUCAGCAGGCAGAUAUUCAGAACUGGUCCAUCAGUUUGACAGUGCUGGCUGGCUCUCCGGUGGAGCAGAGUAAGCUGCAGGCGGUCCUGGCCUCCGUGACCACCAAGACAGACGUGUUGGCACUGCUACAGGAGGCCAAGGCUCUCUCUGAGGAUAAAGAUGAUACCCACUUUGUAGUCUUCUCUAAAGAAGAGGGAUCUGGACUUGGUUUCAGCAUCGCUGGUGGAAUGGACCUUGAGCAGAAGUCCAUAACUGUCCAUCGGGUGUUCUCUAAAGGCGUGGCCGGCCUGGAAGGAACCAUUCAGCGUGGGGACAGUAUCCUGUCCAUCAACGGCAGCAGCUUGGAGGGGAUGUCCCACGUAGAAGCCGUGUCCUGUCUCCACCAGGCUAGACUGUCCACUCAGGUCCUGGUGGUUAUUCGCAGGGGGAAGGACAGUGAAGGACAGAUGUCCCCGAGACAACAUGACCUGUCCCACCACACCGGAAGAAGCUACUCCCUGGGAUGCAGAGAGAACUGGCCUGAGACGACUAGAUCUGUUAUGGGACUGGGAGUGGUGGAGGUGGGUCCUGACGGGGCUCUGAGGGUGGAGCUGCUGAAGACGUCGGCUGGUCUGGGCUUCAGUCUGGAGGGGGGCAAAGCCUCGGCACACGGAGACCUACCCCUCAACGUUAAACGAGUCUUCAAAGGUGGUGCUGCGGAGCUGUCGAGGGUGGUGGACGUGGGGGACGAGGUACUGGAGGUCAACGGACGCUCGCUGCAGGGCCUCAUGCAUUACGACGCCUGGAACAUCAUCAAGGCCGUCAGCGAAGGCCCCGUGCAGCUGGUCAUCAGGAAACCGCGGACCUCCGUAUGACAGACACACAACAGACAUAUAUAGAACUAAUAUGAAGAACCAGACGUACCUCGCAGAACACGUAUGUCAGCUUGAGGUGACAUAAUAUAUAAUCCAGGACUUUUGUAUGACAGACAUACAACAGACACAUCUCAGAGAACUAUAUAUAUAUAGCUACGAUGGCUGAAAUGUUAUUAUCAUGACAUAUUCUGAUGAAACGGACAGACAUUGGAAAGCGGUUAUUUUGUUAAAGCAGACUGCAAUUCGGUCCGGAAUGUCAAAUAGAGUGUCAAAACCAGAUCGUGGAGUAUGAAGCAUUCUUUCUUUUAUUUUCGUGUUUCAUACAGGAGGAAAAGACACUAUUAUAGUGUUCUAUACAGGAGGACAAGACACUAUUAUAGUGUCUUAUACAGGAGGACAGGAUACUAUUAUAGUGUCUUAUACAGGAGGACAAGACACUAUUAUAGUGUCUUAUACAGGAGGACAGGAUACUAUUAUAGUGUCUUAUACAGGAGGACGAGAGGCUAUUAUAGUGUCUUAUACAUGAGGACACAAUACUAUUAUAGUGUUUCAUACAGGAGGACAAGAUACUAUUAUAUUGUUUUAUACAGGAGGAUAUUAGACUAUUAUAGUGUUUCAUACAGGAGGACGAGAGGCUAUUAUAGUGUGUUAUACAGGAGGACGAGAUACUAUUAUAGUGUUUUAUACAGGAGGAUAUAGACUAUUAUAGUGUUUUAUACAGGAGGAUAUUAGACUAUUAUAGUGUUCUAUACAGGAGGACAAGAGGCUAUUAUAGUGUCUUAUACAGGAGGAUAUUAGACUAGUAUAGUGUUUUAUACAGGAGGAUAUUAGACUAGUAUAGUUUUUUAUACAGGAGGAUAUUAGACUAGUAUAGUGUCUUAUACAGGAGGACAAGAGGCUAUUAUAGUGUUUUAUACAGGAGGACGAGAGGCUAUUAUAGUGUUUUAUACAGGAGGACGAGAGGCUAUUAUAGUGUCUUAUACAGGAGGAUAUUAGACUAGUAUAGUGGUUUAUACAGGAGGAUAUAGACUAUUGUUGUGUUUUAUAUAGGAAGACGAGAGGCUAAUAUAGUGUUUUAUACAGGAGGACAAGAUACUAGUAUAGUGUUUUAUAUAGGAAGACUAGAGGCUAAUAUAGUGUUUUAUACAGGAGGAUAUUAGACUAUUAUAGUGUUCUAUACAGGAGGAUAGGAGAGUGUCUUUAUGGUGGAAUCUUGGAAUAUCUCUACAAGGUGUCGAAAGCGUUCCACAGGGAUACUGGCCCAUGUUGACUCCAAUGCUUCCACAGGGAUACUGGCCCAUGUUGAGUCCAAUGCUUCCCACAGUUGUGUCAAGUUGGCUGGAUGUCCUUUCGGUGGUGGACCAUUCUUGAUACACACAGGAAACUGUUGAGCCUGAAAAACCCAGCAGCGUUGCAGUUCUUGACACAAACUGGUGCGCCUGGAACCUACUACCAUACCCUGUUCAAAGGGACUUCAAUCUGCUGUCUUGCCUAUUCACCCUCUGAAUGGCUCACACACACAAUCCAGGUUUCAAAGGCUUAAAAAGUCCUUCUUCAACCUGUCUCCUCCUCUUCAUCUACACUGAUUGAAGUGGAUUUAACAAGUGACAUCAAUAAGGAUCAUAGUUUUCACCUGGAUUCACCUCGUCAGUCUACGUCAUGGAAAGAGCAGGUGUUCCUAAUGUUUUGUACACUCAGUGUUGUGUACUAGUAUAACUGCUGUUGUUUAUAAUUAACUGCUGUUUGUGUACAAUCAGCUCAAUCAGACUUCACUACAGCAAAAGUUGUUUUUUUCUCUCUUAAAAUGUGAUUAUUUUAUGAAAAACAUUAAAUUGUCACUUUGCCUUUAAAACCA